Messenger RNA from Polypterus senegalus (gray bichir), 5453 nucleotides. RefSeq names its product pumilio RNA-binding family member 1 (gene pum1). Gene Ontology annotation, cellular component: cytosol; cytoplasm. Gene Ontology annotation, biological process: miRNA processing; regulation of mRNA stability. The record is from RefSeq and is a predicted model, not a curated record. Bases 108 to 3689 code for a protein of 1193 amino acids. Gene Ontology annotation, molecular function: mRNA 3'-UTR binding. The transcript has 22 exons. NCBI's taxonomy places the organism in Eukaryota, Metazoa, Chordata, Cladistia, Polypteriformes, Polypteridae.
UUGCCAGCCCCCACUGCGCCGCCAUGUUGUUGGAGUGAAAGCUCGGAGCCGGAGAGUUUUGGGGCCGAAAUCCGUUUCCAUCCACCCGCUCUGCUUGUGCUGGUGGAAUGAGCGUUGCGUGUGUGCUAAAGAGAAAAACAGUACUCUGGCAGGACUCCUUCAGCCCCCACCUUAAACACCAUCCCCUUGAUACAAGCCAGCCCAACAUGCCUGUGGUAUUGACAACUGGAUCAGGUGCACCCCCUGCAGGGCAGGCCCCCCAGCCCUCUGCAGCAAGUCAGCCUCUUCCGGCUGGUGUGCAUUCUGCUCAAGUUCCUGGUUCUGCUGGGGGUGCUGGGCGCUCCCAGGAUGAUGCUAUGGUAGAUUACUUCUUUCAGCGGCAGCACGGAGAGCAACCUGGUGGUGGUGGCUACAACAAUGGUAAACAUCGCUGGCCAACUGGUGACAAUAUCCACUCGGAGAACCAGGUGCGAUCAAUGGAUGAACUAAACCAUGAUUUUCAAGCUUUGGCAUUAGAGGGAAGAGCAAUGGGAGAGCAGCUGUUACCAGGCAAAAAAUUCUGGGAAACAGAUGAUUCAAGUAAAGAUGGACCAAAAGGGAUAUUUCUUGACCAGUGGAGGGAUAGUGCAUGGGGGGCUUCAGAUCAUUCUGUCUCCCAGCCAAUUAUGGUACAAAGGCGGCCUGGCCAAGGCUUCCAUGCCAGCAGUGAGGUUGGGUCGGUGCUUUCCCCAAGGUCUGAGAGUGGUGGGCUGGGGGUUAGCAUGGUGGAGUAUGUGCUGAGUUCAUCUCCAGGGGAGAAGCUGGAUUCUUGCCUAAGGAAAGGAGCUUUUGGCCCUCGUGAUCCAGAAGCAGAUGACAAUGAAAAAAGAGAGAAAAAGACCAAGACAUCAUUUGAUACUGAUAAGCUGAGUGAUUUAAAGGAAGUAGAAGGUGAUGUGAUCGAUAAACCCAAUGGUCUACCAGUUCAAAAUGGAAUUGAUGUGGAUGUUAAAGAUUUUAGCCGAACACCAGGAAAUUGCCCUGCUCCUGGAAGUGAAGUGGACCACUUGGGCCAUAGUCAGAAUGGGUCGGAAGGUCUGGCUCAGUUGUCAAAUACAAAUGGAACAAAGCCAGUAGAAGAUUUCCCCAAUGUGGAGUCCCAAAAUGUUCCACUAGACCAUAUGGAGUCAGUGGGGAUAGAGCCAUUGCAGUUUGAUUAUUCUGGAAACCAAGUAACAAUGGAUUCCACUGCUGCCACUGUUGGACUUUUUGACUACAACUCCCAACAACAGCAGUUGUUCCAGCGACCUAGUGCCCUGGCAGUUCAGCAACUAACAGCAGCCCAGCAGCAGCAGUACGCAUUGGCAGCUGCUCAGCAACCUCACAUAGGUGUGUUUUCAGCAGGUCUUGCUCCCGCUGCCUUUGUCCCAAACCCGUACAUCAUAAGUGCUCCACCUGGCACAGACCCAUAUGCUGCUGGUUUGGCCGCAGCCGCCACAUUAGGUCCUGCAGUGGUUCCCCAUCAGUAUUACGGAGUAACACCAUGGGGAGUGUAUCCUGCCAAUCUUUUCCAGCAACAGGCAGCAGCUGCUGCAGCAGCAAAUAAUUCAGCCAAUCAACAAGCAGCCUCCCAGAGCCAGCAGGGACAGCAGCAGGUGCUCCGUGCAGGAGGUAGUCAACGCCCUUUGACUCCAAACCAGAGUCAGCAAGGACAGCAGACAGAUCAGCUUGUCGCGGCAGCAGCAGUAAACUCUGCCCUAGCCUUUGGACAAGGUCUUGCCACUGGUGUUCCAGGAUAUCCAGUUUUAGCCCCAGCUGCCUACUAUGACCAAACAGGAGCAUUAGUGGUAAAUGCUGGGGCUCGCAGUGGCUUGAGUGGCCCAGUCCGCCUUGUGGCUCCAGCACCUGUCAUCAUUAGUCCUACUGCUGCACAAGCAGCAGUAGCUGCUGCUGCUGCUUCAGCUAACAGUGCUAAUGGUGGUUUAGCUGGAGGAGCCAAUGGUCCUUUCCGAGCUUUAGGGAGCCAACAACCACAGCCUCAACAGCAGCCUGGUAACAACAUGGCCUCCAGCUCUUUCUACGGCAACAGUUCACUUAGCACAAGCUCCCAGAGUAGCUCCUUAUUUUCCCAGGGUUCAGGCCAGCCUGGAAAUACUUCUUUGGGGUUUGGAGGAAGCAGUUCACUUGGGCCCACUCUUGGAUCAACUCUUGGAGGCUUUGGCACUGCAGUUGCAAAUUCAAACACUGGUAGUGGCUCUCGACGUGACUCUCUUACUGGCAGCUCAGAGCUUUAUAAAAGGACCUCCAGCAGCUUAACUCCCAUCGGACAUGGCUUUUAUAAUGGUCUAGGCUUCUCAUCCUCUCCUGGCCCAGUGGGCAUGCCACUUCCCAAUCAGGGGCCUAGCCACUCCCUUACACCACCUCCAUCUCUUUCAACACAUGGGUCAUCCUCCAGUCUUAAUCUGGGGGGUCUCACAAAUGGAAGUGGCCGUUACAUUUCUGCAGCUCCCGGAGCAGAGGCCAAAUACCGCAGUGCCAAUAGUGGUUCAAGCUUAUUCAGUCCAAGCAGUCAACUUUUCCCUUCUUCUCGAUUACGCUACGGCAUGUCAGAUGUUAUGCCUUCUGGACGCAGUCGUCUCCUCGAAGACUUCAGAAAUAACCGUUACCCAAAUCUACAGCUUCGAGAGAUUGCUGGACACAUAAUGGAAUUCUCCCAGGACCAGCAUGGAUCUAGGUUCAUCCAGCUAAAGCUUGAGCGGGCCACUCCAGCUGAACGUCAGCUGGUAUUCAAUGAAAUUCUGCAGGCUGCAUACCAACUCAUGGUAGAUGUUUUUGGCAAUUAUGUUAUCCAAAAGUUCUUUGAGUUUGGCAGUCUGGACCAGAAACUAGCCCUGGCUGAGCGAAUCCGUGGCCAUGUCCUGUCUCUUGCUUUGCAGAUGUAUGGGUGCAGAGUUAUUCAGAAAGCCCUUGAGUUCAUUCCGUCGGAUCAACAGGUAAUUAGUGAAAUGGUACGGGAAUUGGAUGGCCAUGUUUUGAAGUGUGUCAAAGACCAAAAUGGAAACCAUGUUGUUCAAAAAUGCAUUGAGUGUGUUCAGCCUCACUCACUGCAGUUCAUUAUUGAUGCCUUUAAAGGACAGGUAUUUGCGCUUUCUACCCACCCAUAUGGAUGUCGUGUAAUUCAGCGAAUUUUAGAGCACUGUUUACCAGAACAGACUCUUCCUAUCCUUGAGGAACUCCAUCAGCACACAGAGCAAUUGGUGCAGGACCAGUAUGGAAACUAUGUCAUUCAGCAUGUUCUGGAGCAUGGUCGUGCAGAAGAUAAGAGCAAGAUAGUAGCAGAAAUCAGGGGAAAUGUAUUAGUUUUAAGCCAGCACAAAUUUGCCAGUAAUGUUGUUGAGAAAUGUGUCACCCAUGCCUCCCGAGCUGAACGUGCAAUGCUGAUUGAUGAAGUGUGCACUAUGAACGAUGGUCCUCACAGUGCCUUAUACACUAUGAUGAAAGAUCAAUACGCCAACUACGUCGUACAAAAAAUGAUAGAUGUUGCAGAGCCAACUCAACGCAAAAUUGUCAUGCACAAGAUCAGACCACAUAUAGCAACUUUGCGGAAAUAUACUUAUGGUAAGCACAUUCUAGCCAAGUUGGAAAAGUACUACAUGAAAAAUGGAGUUGACCUCGGACCGAUCUGUGGACCCCCCAAUGGAAUAAUGUAAAGACCUGCAUCAGCAACGACAUAUUUUGUUUUUGGUCACCUCUGACUAGAAACAGCCAACAUCUGGGCCGUCUGGUCCAUCAGCAACCUUCUCGAUUCCACUGUUAAUGCUAAAGAGUGUGAGUUUUCUUUCCCCCCUUUAUUUUUAGGUUGCUAUUUAUUUUACUAGAUGCCAUUGUAAAUGUAUUUUAAUUUGUUUUGCAUACUGAUAACUUGUAGUUUUUUUUUUAAUUUAAAUGACGCCAACUGCCCUGUUUUUUUUUUUUUUUUUUUUCUUUUUUUUAAAUCUGUAACACUGGUGUAUAGAAUUAUUGUACAUAGGUUUCAUGAAAAAAAAAUGUACAUGUGUUGAGCAGUGCAUUUUCCUUCACUGUUGUAUUUAUAAUCAUUGUGAAGACUGCAGGGCAGCUUGGUAGAAAUGACUUGCUUUGCUCAGUAAUGUUGGUGGAAAUUUUGUGGGGAGGGGGGCUACAAAUCCUGACCUUUUCAAGAAAUGUAAUGUAUAAUAAUUAGCAUUCAUAAUAGGGGAAGAACAAUCACUCUUAGAUUCAUCCUUUGCUGUGUGCUACUGCAAUAGUCCAAGAAGUACAUUUUUAAGUUGCUUUUUAUGAUAAUGACAUUUAAAAGCUUGCUAAUUUAAUUUAUCUGUUGGUUUCUCUCCCAUAAUCAUUGAGGAAGGGGUUGGCUUGGCGCAUUUCUCAUGUCUCUUCCUCGCUCUUGUGUUUGGGGUCGUGGGAUGGGGAGAUGAGCAUUCAACCUAAUCCUGAGAACACAUUUUGAUUAUUUAGCAUGGGAGACAAGUUAAACGAAAAAAAAAUAAGUUUUGGUCUUGCUUCUAUAAAUAUAUAGUGUAUACUUGGUGUAGACUUUUGCAUAUAUAUAUAAAAAUAAAAUUUGUAGUUUUUUCUGGUUUUGAUGUUAAAUCUGUAUCUAUAAUGUACCCUAGUAGUGAACACAUACUUUUGAUUGUAUAAUUGUACAUUUGUAAACCUUCUGUAAUGUAAAUGUGGAAAACUUGGAAUCAACUAUACAACCCUUUUUGGUAUAAAGAAAAAAAAAUUCAAAAAAAAUUAGAAAACUGUGCAUUUCAGUGUAUAUUCACACUUUUUUUGGUCGUGGCAUAUAGUUGUUGUAUAUUGUAAAUUGUAAUAUCUAUCAAAUAUUUUUUUGUUUGGUUUUGAAGAAGCCCUUUAUAUACAGCGUAGUACUUGUAAAAAGAACUAAAGUUAAUCAAAAAGUGUCAUGAUUUUAACCGCUCACUUUGUUGGUAAAACAUGUUCUAAAUGUGUUUAAACCCUGCAUACUUCAGACUUAUUUUUUACCCCAAUACAUCUUUUAAAAGUUACAAAGGUUUUUCUUUCAAGGUUAUUUAAGGAAAAACUGACCGAACUGAAGCAUUUUCCAGAUUAUCACCCAAUGAUUUCAUCUUACACUGUGGGUUACACUUCCCUUUUGUACAGAAAAUAAACUGUAUUUUGCAUUUUUGUCUACUUGUAAGUGAUUGUAACAUACUGUCAAUUUUUUUUUCCUUGUUGAAAUACAGAAUUGUAACACUACGCGGUGUACAUUUAUGAAAGCCUUGUGUAUAUUUCCAAGAACUUUUUUGCAAGCACACUUGUAACCAUAUGUGUAUAGUUAACAAAAUCCUGUGUAUGCUUAUGCCUGGGCAACUAUUUUUUGUAACUCUCUUGUUGUAGAUUGUCUCUAAACAAUGUGUGAUCUUUAUUUUGAAACAAAAAAACCCUAAAAUUUCACAUUUUUGUAA